Messenger RNA from Rhipicephalus sanguineus (brown dog tick), 10125 nucleotides. RefSeq names its product intermembrane lipid transfer protein VPS13A. Bases 1 to 10050 code for a protein of 3349 amino acids. The transcript has 79 exons. Gene Ontology annotation, biological process: protein retention in Golgi apparatus; protein targeting to vacuole. The record is from RefSeq and is a predicted model, not a curated record. Gene Ontology annotation, cellular component: extrinsic component of membrane. NCBI's taxonomy places the organism in Eukaryota, Metazoa, Arthropoda, Arachnida, Ixodida, Ixodidae.
AUGGAUUUGUGCUUCCAUUUUUCAGGUACUGUGCAGCUCACAGACCUGAAGUUGAAGGCCGAGGCACUGUAUGAGCUGGAGCUUCCCAUUGAAGUGAAAGCUGGCUGCAUUGGCAAGCUCUCUGUGGACAUUCCCUGGCUGAGCCUGUACUCGGAGCCCGUGCUUGUCCACGUGGAGGAUGUUCUCAUCUUGGCCGCCCCCAUUGGUGAUGAGCCGUACGAUGCAGACAAGGAGCGCCUCCUGGCGAGGGCACGCAAGUCUCACAUGCUGGAGCUUCUGGAGCCCACUUUGGCUGAGCUGGAUAAACCACGAGGGUUUGUGGAGAACUUCCUUGGGACCAUCAUGAACAAUGUGCAGGUGUCAGUGCAGAAUGUGCACAUUCGUUAUGAACACACCCUGAGCAGUGCUAGGCAGCCAUUUGCGUGUGGCAUAGUGCUCCAGUCCCUGACUGCGAUCACCACCAGCAGCAAGUGGAAGCCAAUUCAACUGGAUUUCUCAUCCAGGACAAUCUACAAGCUAGUCAAGUUGGAGUCCCUCUCUGUCUACUGGAGCUAUUGCCACUCAAGUGAUGACCUUAUUCGACGUCAGCUGCCAUCGGUCAUCUGGAAGAACCUGAUGAAGAAGGCUCUUCAGACAUUUAGCAUUGGCGAUGAGGAAUUUGACUUUGUUCUCAAGCCAAUAUCAGCAAAGGUCAAGAUAAUCUUCAACAAGUCGCUCGAGUCCACCGUCCCAAAGCUUCUUGUAGAUGUUCUGCUACAAGAUGUGGCACUGCAGUUAUCUCGGCAGCAGUACCUUGAGAUGAUCCUACUUGGCCAGUCAUUUGCAUUAAUGGAGAUCAACCAACAAUACAGGAAGUAUCAGCCGAAUGUUCCAUGCAAGGGCAGUGAGAAAAAGUGGUGGCAUUAUGCAUACAGUGCAGUCAUUGGAGAGUAUGUCAGGCCCUACUCUUGGAAAGCGAUCCAGAAACACAGGCACAACUACCGGCAGUACAAAGAAAUGUACAUCAAGCGACUGCAGGCACCAAAUGAUGCAGAAAUCCGGGUUGAUGUGCAAAUGCUGGAAGAUAAACUGGACGUUUCAAACAUUCUCAUGGCCAGAGAGGAGGCUAAGCUGGAGCUUCUUCGUGAGGAGCCAAAUCGUGCAGUGCCACGCAAGCGAGACCAGGGCUGGUGGGCCUCCUGGUUUGGCAGCACUGCAGAAAGCGAGGAGGUGGAGGUGAUUGGUGAGCGUGAGCGCAGCUUCUGGUCCCGCCUCACUCCUGACGAGAAGGAGAAGCUGUAUGAGGCGAUCGAGUACGCCGAUGCCUCGUCUGAGGUGCCUGAGCACUACAUCGCUCACAAGGUGAAUUUCACCCUGGCCAACUGCACCCUGUCUUUUGUGGCUGCUACUGGCUACGAAGUGCUUGUGUGCACGCUCAGUCAGUUCCUGAUGAGUUUGGAGACCCGUCCUGGUGCACAUGCCUUCAAGGUGUCUGCACGUGCCGAGGGCUUUGGCAUUGAGGGUGCCUCCGGUGACCACCAUGACCUGGUCACCGUAUUGUCGGUGGACAGGUCAGCUACAGAGAUAGCCCCACAGCACGUAUUUGCACUGGACUUUGAGCAGAACCCGCUGGACAUAAAGACUGAUUACAGCAUGAUGGUGUAUGCAGAACCAGUUGAAGUUGUCUACAAUGAGCAUUCAUUGUCGGAACUGCUGACAUUUUUUAGUGUCCCAUAUGUGUAUGACAUGCACAGCCUUGCUGUUAAGCAGCUCAACACAUUGGCAUCAUGGAGCAAGGCAGGCCUGCUCCAUGCACUGACACAUCGCAAGACCUUUUUUUUUAAUAUUGAAUUGAAGUCUCCAUACUUUGUCGUGCAUGAGCACGGGUCAUUCGAAAAGAGUGGCAACAUCCUAGUAGUCGACAUGGGGAAGCUGACUUUCAAGAGUGACCUCCAAAUUGAUUCUCUUCAGCUUGAGGAAGCCACCAGUAUGGAGAUAGAGGAGAAGCUGUAUGACCGGUUCAGUGUGUGCCUCUCGGACAUCCAGCUACUCUUCACCGACUCGGGGGAUGAGUGGAGGAUGGCCCGACUGCUUCCCGAGUCCGACAUGCACUUGCUGGCUAAGGUCAAGGUGCAGGUGCUCUUUUCAAACAGCGUCAAGCCAGACUAUCGAUUUCUGCCCAGGCACAAGCUGAAUGUCUUCGUGUCCAGCCUGAAGCUGAACCUGUCAGACAGGAGGCUGGGCCUCCUCGUGGAGUUUUGCCAGCAUUUCCCACUGCCUCAUCUGUUGGCGGUUGACAGCAGCAAAGAGGAAGUGUCAUGCUUCGGGGCUGGCAAAGACACAAAGACCGAACCUACAACUGCGGAAUUGAAGCUCAUAAAAGAGCAUGUCACUCAAGCUCCCAUAUCUGUGUUAUGCAAGCCAUCAAGAUCUUCCACUCAGCUUUCCAUCGCUGGUUCGGACCUGUCGGCAUCCAACCACUCGGACGAGGAGGAGGAGGAGGGAUGGGGCCAUGCGUUGGAUGUGCCGGGCUUUGAUGACAAUGUGUCGGCCAGCAACACCAUCAACUCCCUGCUGCGUUUUGUGCUGAGCGAGGUGGCCCUACACCUGGCUCGCUCAAGUGACCAGGCGGAGAAGCCGUAUCUGAUGCUACGCUUGGAAAAACUCUGUGCUGAUGCUGCACUCAUGGAAUAUGGCCCUGCAUUACAGGCCACCAUUAGUGGCAUUUAUUUAGUCGACAAGCUUCACAUUGGAUCCACUGGUGGGUACCUGGAACUCCUGACCUCACGUGCCACUCAGGACAUGGUAUCCCUUCUCUACCGCAAGGUUAAAGCAAGCUGCCCAGAGUUCAAGUCGGACUUCCACCAGGUGGAGCACUCAGCUGUAGUUGACUUCACUUCGGUGAUUGUUACAUUCCAUCGAGAGGCACUGCUCACCCUGGGCCGAUACUUGCUCUAUGUGUAUCAAAAGCUGAAUGUGAAAGACCUAGGCUACGCUAAGGUCAUCCCCGAGUUUAAGCGAGCCACUGGACUUUUCGUGGGUGACCCUCCUGUUCCAACAGGCUCGACCAAGAUGAAUCUUGCACUCCACGUUCGUGAGAUCAGUGCUCGACUCUGUGAUGUUGACGUGGAGCUUGCUGACGUCCACGUCUCUAGGCUUGACAUUAACUAUGUCCUGAAGGCAAACGAAAAGGAGAUAAUUCGAGUUGAGUUGACUUACCUAUCUGUAACUGACCUCAUGCAAUCAACACUCUACAGCAAGGUUCUUUUCGUUGAAGAUGAGAAGCUUAUUGACUUGAAGUAUGUCAGAAAAGCGCCCAGGGCCAAGUGCAUUGAAUGGAUGGACGAGGAGAAGCUGAAAGGCCCUGAUGGCAGCAUUCGGCUGCACAUUGGCCGAGUGCAGCUGGUGCUGCUUCACAGGUUUUUUGUGGACCUCCAGAAAUUCCUUGAGCCAUUUCUGCAGCCUCAGUUCAAGUCCUCUGCACUCAAGACGGCUGAGAAGGUGGUCCAGAAAAAGGUAGCCGAGCUGUCACAUGUCAUGCUGGAGCUGUGCAUUGACAUCCAUGCUCCGACCGUACUGGUGCCCCAGAAGUCGGACUCUCCCAAUUUAUUGGUGCUCAGCCUGGGAGACUUGAGCAUUGAGAACUUCUUCAAGGAAAUAUCAGUGGGUCCUAAACCCGACUACGUGGACAACAUCCUGGUGCGCCUCAGCUCACUGCACAUGACCAGAGCCAUUAUUUUGCUUGAUGGAAGCACCCAGCCACAGGAGUCAAUCUUGGAGCCUGUGAAACUGAAUAUUGACAUCAAGCGAGCCCUGACACUGUUCAACAGAAACUUCAUGGAGUAUGAAAUCCGUGGUGCAGUGGACCUAGUGAAGGUUAACAUUGGUCAGAGGGACCUGAGCACCAUCAUUGCCAUCUUCAAAGAAAACUUGGAAGAAAGAGGAGUCAUAGAGUCUCACGACCAAGUGUCCACGCCAUUGUCUCCGCCUCUCGUGGUCUCUUCCACUCCUGACCCUGUGAAAAAGCUGGAGCAUUUCCUGACAAGCUCAGUUGAUGUCUACAAAAAGUCAAACGCGUUCUUUUCUCUGGAGGGACUGCAUCUGGCACUGUAUACCGACACAGAAGACGCUCAGCUGUCGUCACCUGUGCGGGAUCCCCUGCAUGCACUUUCCAAGCUGGAGCUAGAAGAGCUCACUGCCAGCCUGAAUCUCUUCAGUGACCAGUCCCUGGAAGUCAAGUGUUCCUUGCAGAGCCUGCUGGUACAAGACACGCGCACCGAUUCCACCCUUAUUCACACCAGGGUGGUUUGCUCGUGCGCUGGAGGCCCCGAUACAGUGGCUGCUGGCAUCAGUGUCAGUUCUCCUAACAUGGUUGACAUCACAUACAGGGAGACUGCAUCGGGAGACGCAACUGUGGAUGUGCUGGUGGCUGAGAUGUCUUUGCGGGUGUCCGUGCCCUACCUGCUGGCCCUGGCACACUUCUUCUGCGACGCACUGCCACCAUACAGCAAUGUGGACCUGCAACUAGGUACACCUGGGAGGCUGCCCUCGAGUGGUCACCACUACUGGAUCAUCGGGGCCCAUUGUCUGGGCCUCUCCUGCUCGCUGGUCCUCCAGAAGCCUGAGAUUAUCUUCUUUGCCGACCCUAGGGACCAUGGCAGCCAAGUGAUCGCCCUCAAGAUGGACAUCAUGGUGGACUACUGUCGAAACUUGGGCCAGCAAAACAUGACAGCUUCUGUAAUUGACCUGAGUGCCUCGUCCUUCUUUUGGGACCAGAGGAAGAGCACCUUGUACACGGUUGCCAAGCCCUUCAACAUUGAAUUGAACCAGUCAUACAAGCCAAGCAGUAGGGAGCACUCACUUCUGGCCAAGACGAGUGAUAUCAGUGUCCACCUGUCGACACAAGUACUGUCAACAGCAACAUUCAUGGUUACCGAGCUUCUGUCCAACUUGAAGGAGGUCACGGAGGAUGCAAGGCCGGCACCGGCUGAGCCCCUUGAGCUGUGGUCACCUAAAGUGGUGAGCCCACCAACUUACCAGGAAGAGCAGGCAGGCAGCAGAGGUGUAUCUUUGUCACACUCGUCGACCGAGUCCCUCCAAGUCAACCUGCCAAAGGUGUCUGUGCUGCUCGAAACAGAUACAGGCCACGAAAAAGUGCCCACCUUACUUUUACAAGCUUCACUGAAAGCUGACGUCCACGAUUGGUCUAGAAAGAUGUACCUGACAGCAGAUGUGAAGCUUGAGGCCUUGUACUACAGUGAAGAACGGAGCACUUGGGAACCACUGAUUGAGCCUGUAAUGGAAUGUGAAAAUAGCUAUCGCCCUUGGGAGCUGGUUAUCAAGGUUUUCAAGGAACAGAGUUAUUUCAUCGUCUCUGCAAAGGAUAGCCAUAGCUCAGAGCUGCUCCUUGAUGCGGUGGAUAGGCUGGAUGGAAUGUCCUAUGCGGGUUCCUGUGGCAGCGCUAGCACUUCGGAUGAUGCUAGUGAAACUGAGAUGACCGUCAUCCACAAGCCACCACCUGCCAGGCCCAAGAGGGCCCUCAGCCAAAAGUCCAAGGAGUCCUCAACACUGCUGGCAGUUGACUCUGACUCAGAGACAGAUGAGAAUGUCCUGCACAAGAUUGCCCAGGCAUUCGGGCACCUCUUCUCAGACCACAGCAGUGAGGACGAUGAGGAGGAGUCGGAGGAGACUGAAAUGGCUGAUAAUGAACUCUCCACGGCUGACGACCGGCCAGUAUUUUUGGAAAAAGGUGACACUCGUGAUGGCACACAAGACAGCUCGGCUGAGACUGCUCUUGCAACGUACAUCCUUGCUGAAUCUCGGGACUGUCUUAACAUUAAUGUCACCUCCACUGCCGCCAGGAUUUUCUUCAAGUUGUGGAAUGAUGUCAAGGAGAAGAAGUUGGCGUUUCCACGCAACGUUCCUGUGGCCCAGGAAGCUGUUGCAGUUGUCAACUGGCUGGGCCCAGAGUCUCUGCUCUCUGUGCUAGUCAAAGAUGCAAGUGAGCGGUUUGUGGUGUCUCGGCAAGUGUGGGGACAGGCCCCAGCAUUCAGCCCUGGCAGCUCAGCCGGCCCCUGUGUCAGGAAACAGUUAUCUUUUGACGAGCAUGCUGGAUGUGCCGAGGCAGCGAGCACACCUGUUUCACCGUUCGAGGAGAGACCCCUCAGCGACUUGUACAGGGAAAGGACAAAGAAGAGGCUCUCCUUGGAGGUCCCAGGUUUUGAAAAGUUCCAGUGCUGGAUGCCAACAAAAGCAGGGAGUUCAUUGUUUGCUCUUCAUCCAAUGAAAAACAAGGUGCGAUACUACUUCAUUCUGGAUGUUAAUAUUGCAAAUGGAAUCAAGACCAUCACAGCCCGAUCCCCUCUCAGGCUGGAGAACCACCUUCCUCGGCCAGUGCAGCUGCUGUGCGAGAAGUGCAGUUUGGAAAUGCUGGGAGUGCCUACCGAGCGAUAUGCGCAGAACCCGUUCCACGAGACGCACCUUCGGCUGGCCACGCUGGGCCCCGGGGGAGCCACUUACCACGUGCCCCUGUUUGUGGCCUACCAUUCACGCAUCUUCCUGCAGCCAACGUCCGUCACCAGUGACUGCGCAGGCUAUGAGCCCUCCACGGAUGGCCUCUGGUGCCAGGACAUUGUGCUUCACAACCAGAGGGCUCAAUUCCUGAGCUGCACUUCACGAAUGGACAAGCACCUCUUCUGGAUCAAGGUGGUGUGCCGGGAAAGUCAGGAUGUGCGCUCAUUGGCCCAGGGCACCCUGCCCAACUGCACACUACUAAUUGUGCCACCCAUUGUGGUUCACAAUGCGCUUCCCUACACAAUGGAGCUGCACCUUAAGGAAUUUCCUGGGGAAAUCAAGCUGGAUGAAGGUGACUCAGCUCCUGUUUUUUCUGUGCCACCUAAUGACAGUGAGGAAGUCUUCAUUGAGGUGCCCUACUAUCUGGGCUCCUCAUGGAAGGGCCGAGCUGAGCUGUCAGCGAGCCUGGACGAGAGCCGAGUGAUUGGCAUGCAGCCUCAGCAAGUGGGGCGCAUGCACCGCCACCUCAGCAUUGCCACCCACCUGGCCAAUAGGAGCAGCAGCAGCAGCCUGGCCUGGUUCCUGUACGCUCCUUACUGGAUCAUCAACAAGACUGGCCUGCCACUGCAGAUCAGGGGCUCGAACUCGGACUUAAUCUACGACUGCAGUGCUUCAUGUGAAGAACCACUGCUGUUCCGUUUCAAGAAACGAAAACACAAGAGGGCCAAAAUACGGGUGUACAACUCCAGCUGGUCAUUAUCCUUCAGCCUGGACACAGUGGGCAACAGUGGUGUGGCAGUGUGCAAGGACAAGGAGCGUAACAAGACUUACAGGUUCUUUGUGCAGAGUCAAAUGUCAACCAUGAAACUUUCCAAGAUGGUGACCAUCAGCCCCUUCUUUCUGGUGGUCAACAACACAAAGCACCAUUUCCGGUUCAUGGAGGAGAAUGAGUCUGCUGACCUCUGGAUUGACAUUGGUCCCCACCAGUGCCUCCCAUUCUGGCCUGACAAGGACAGCAUGAAGAUGUACGUGCGCCACAAGGACAGCACUGUCACCUCCCAACAUUUCCACUUUAGCCACAACCAGAGCACUGUGCUGCGCAUGGACCAUGGGUCUGCUCUUUGUGUGGAGGUCUCUGGCGGAGUGGAUGGCCCUAUCAAGAUAUCACUCUUUCCAUACAGCCCUGGGGAUGCACCUGUGCGUGUAGAAAACUUGUGUGAAGACCUGUUUUUGAAGAUACACCAGAAAGGUUUGGGCCAGGUAACGUUGCUGAGUCCAUUUCAGUCAGUGUUGUACACCUGGGAUGACCCAACUCUGGAAAGAACACUCAUGUGGAACAUUUACAACAGGAAAAAGCCUGGAUUCACUGCACACAUAAAGCAGGAUGGUUUUGGCAAAGAAAAAGUUUCAUUUAGGUCCCUUCGCCCUCCACUGAAUGAAUCCAACAAAACAGCUAAGGCAUCUGUUGACCACAGCAGCACAGAUGAUGACAGUGAGUCAGAACAUAGCCUACUGUCCAAGAAGACUCGCAAGGACAUUGUCAUUGUCUACUGGAUCUCAUUCCUGGACCUGAGCCAGAGAGUGCUACUCUUCACACAGGACGAGAGGGUGUGGAGAGGAGCUCGGAAAGUGGUGGACGGUGAGCAGUCGUGCCUCGAGAUGUUUCUGUGCCUGCAUGGGGCUGGCGUUUCCCUGAUGAGCCAGUCUCUGGCAGAGCUGGCCUACCUGAGUGUGUACAGUGCCCCCGCUCAGUGGGAGGUGCGCAUCCAUGACGCCUGGAAGCCUCUGACCCUGGAGCUGGCCACCUGGCUUGAGUACCGCUGGUCCUCUCACACAAGGGUUGCCGAGCUGAAGGACUACGUGCAGGUGGACUUUGAAAAGAUGCAGAUGACCAAGCCGUUCUAUGGACCACUGCAGCGUACCUACCAGCCCGCCCUGUGGCUGCAAUAUCGGCAGUCAGAUCAUCAGACGCUAGUAUUGUUCAAGGUUCAAAGGAUUCAGCUGGACAAUCAGCUGCCCGAUGCGGUCUUCCCCAUUGUCCUGCAUCGGUCCCCUGCAACUAGACAGCCCGUGCUGGAAGCUGCCUUGCUGCUACGUCGCACCUACCAGCUGAACACCGUCAAGUACCUCAAGGUUUUGCUGCAGGAGCUGCACAUCAGAGUGGACAAGGGCUUCCUCCUUUCUCUCUAUGAUGCUUUCAGUGCGAUGCUGCCCAACCAAGAUGAGAAAACGAAGCUCAAGUCUGACAUGAAGCUGAUUUAUGCACCUCUGCAUCCUUUCAAGCCAGAUCUUGACACUUCACGUACCCAGCGAACUGUGUUUGAGUUUGUCCACCUGUCACCUGUGAAGAUACAUCUGAGCUUCAGCCCACGAGGCACUGUGCGAAAGGCUGACAGAGAUGGCCUGGACAUUUUGGAUGUCUUCCUCAACUCGGUUGGAACCACAGUCAGUGAAAUCAAGAGUGUUGAGUUCAGGUUGGCGUUUUUUGAGCAGAAGGGGCGGCUUGUGUCUCCAGUGGAGCUGCUGAAGGACAUCAAGGCAAACUACAUCUCGCAAGUGGUGCAGCAGUGCUAUGUCCUCAUCCUGGGCAUGGAUGUGCUUGGCAAUCCUUAUGCUCUCAUCAGGGACUUCACCAAGGGCUUUGGCGACUUCUUCUAUGAACCCUCUGUGGGAUCUGUCCAGAGCCCCGAGGAAUUUGCUGAAGGUCUGUCACGAGGUGCACAAAGCCUGAUGGGCCAUGUCAUUGGAAGCCCUGCUGGUUCCAUUGCCCUGAUUACUGGAUCCCUGGGGCAGGCUGUGCUUUCCUUUGAUGUCGAUUACCAGAAUAAAAGAAGGCAGAGGCUAGAGCAGCACUCCAGCUCUUUGCCAGAGUCACUGUCAACAGCAGCGAAAGGAUUUGUUCAUGGAAUCCUGCUUGGUGUUUCUGGAGUUGUGAUGAGCCCUCUUGCAGGAGCUCAUUCAGAAGGCCUUGAGGGUUUCUUCAGAGGCACUGGCAAGGGGCUCAUGGGACUGAUGACCAAGCCUGCCAGUGGAGUUGUCGACAUGUUCACCAUAGCACUUGAUGGCAUUCAACGGGCUGCUGAAAUGGGCAAAGGAGUCAUGGUGAGACAGCGGCUCCCUAGGUUCAUCAACCCAAAUCUGGGAUUAAGGCCUUUUUCCCAGUACCAGGCAACAGGGUACCAGCUCCUCUUGCAGCUCAGCAAAGGCCAUUACUCAGAGACUGACACUUACUGGGCUCAUGCACCACUUGGCAGCAGCGACGGGGCCAACAUUGUCAUGAUUACAGACAGGCACGUGUUUCUCUUGGAGAAAUGUCGACCCUGGGGCGGCUGGGCAAUCCAGUGGAGCAUCCGACUGGAGGAUGUUGUCUCGGUGCCCUUCAUUUCUGGCACCAGCCUUGUCAUACAGGUCAGACAGGAUGAAUCUGUAGCAAGUUUUACGGGCAGUGAGCGCUUCCUUGUUUGCCAAGAUCAAGAUUUACUCAAGUGGCUCAAGCUGAAAAUUGAGACAGUGCUGCUAUUCACCAUGGAAGAAAGGCCCUGCUCUCUUGAUGGCUAAGUCACAAGAAAUCAUUGUUUAAGUUGUUCUGCUGAAAUUUCAUUCUGUGCUCUUCCUUAAAGCAACAGCUAGCAC